AUGACCUUGCCUACACGCCUCCUCAUUCCUGCGAAACUCAUCUUCGAGGCGGCCAGCAAGGCCAACGUCAGGGCCGUUCUCUUUGGCGGUGCCGCCGUCAACCUCCAUGGGGCCAAACGCGAAACAAAAGAUAUCGACAUCAAUGUCACAUCCUUUAAAUUUCUGGACAGGCUUCCGGCCCCUCCGUUUGACCAUCGACCCGGGUCGGCUCCCACCCGUCGGCGGCUCACGUAUUAUCACCCCACGGAUGCCAUCAAGUGCGACCUGGCCAUCAACAGCACGUACCUCGUGGACGGCUUUUUAGAGAGGUACAGCGAAGUGACGGAGGACGGGGUGCGCUACGCCUCGGCCGACAUGCUCCUGGCGGACAAAAUCCGCACCUUCGGGCAGCGCCAUGCGCAGAACCCGAAGCGCGACUCUGACCUAGAGGACAUUGGGCACCUCCUUGGAGUUUUGCUAGACAAGAAUGGGAAGGUGCCAAGCGAGGUCAUGAAGGCCAUUCUCGACGAAAUGACGCUGAAGGCAUUUUGGACGGUCCUGCCGGGUGAGGAGCACGCCGUGUAUCGCGAUUUCUUGACAGAUGUGGGUAUCGUUAUACCUGAUGAGGUGUGCCUUUCAUUGCGUCCACUUGCUCGAGCAGCUAAUUGA
Molecule: messenger RNA, 648 nt
Organism: Heterobasidion irregulare TC 32-1
Lineage: Eukaryota; Fungi; Basidiomycota; Agaricomycetes; Russulales; Bondarzewiaceae
Exons: 2
Coding region: 1-648 (215 amino acids)
Source: RefSeq, a predicted model, not a curated record